Opisthorchis viverrini is the source of this 747-nucleotide messenger RNA. RefSeq lists its product as hypothetical. Gene Ontology annotation, cellular component: cytoplasm. The record is from RefSeq and is a predicted model, not a curated record. Gene Ontology annotation, molecular function: calcium-dependent phospholipid binding; calcium ion binding. The transcript has 5 exons. NCBI's taxonomy places the organism in Eukaryota, Metazoa, Platyhelminthes, Trematoda, Opisthorchiida, Opisthorchiidae. Bases 1 to 747 code for a protein of 248 amino acids.
AUGUCAGCGGACCAAAGUUUCCCUUCUCAUUCAAAAAAGUUCGAUCCACGGGAAGAUGCGGCAUGCUUGUAUCGAGCUUGCGAAGGACACGGCAGGGAAAGUCGAGAGGCAGAGGUCGGGUUCAACGACGGACGGGAUGUUGGUCCACCACUCUUCGGUAAAAAGCAGUAUACCCAAGCUUCAAAAAAUUCUAAAAAAUCGGAAGGUGAGACGGAAUUCCACACUGACUCCGCUUUGCUGCUCACAGUUAUACGCUGCUACAUCCAGGAAGCCUAUCCCGUACAAGAGUGGUCAGGCGUUCAAGCCGCUCGCCGGUCCGGCAUCAAGGCGAGCUCUGAUUGGUCGAAAGUCGACCCUGUAGCCAACCAUGACCCAGUAGUCGCCGAAUGCCGGUUACCAAAGCGCAUCCGGAAGGCUUCAGAAUCGGUCUGUGAAGGCGAGAUGAUCAUCAUCGAGAUCGCUGGAAACCGAAGCAUGGCACAGCGUUUGGAAAUUCGUAAAGUCUUUGAACGGAUUUAUGAAAUGGACUUGACAAAAGCCAUUGCUUCAAAGAUGAAAGGCAACGCAAGGUUUCUGGCAGUAAAUCUGUUCCGUACACCGAUGGAACUUUUGGCACACCAACUCUACAGAAGCCUGAAUGAACGUCACUCAGUGAAUACGAGUGUGUUGACAAACAUUUUGUGCUGCUGUAACCAUAUCGAAAUCCACUUGUUGGGCAAGGCAUACAACACUUGUAAGUCCCAUUAA